Messenger RNA from Haliaeetus leucocephalus (bald eagle), 2549 nucleotides. It is a transcript of the gene ARNT2, whose product is annotated as aryl-hydrocarbon receptor nuclear translocator 2. Gene Ontology annotation, biological process: regulation of transcription by RNA polymerase II. The coding region runs from base 49 to 2199 and encodes 716 amino acids. NCBI's taxonomy places the organism in Eukaryota, Metazoa, Chordata, Aves, Accipitriformes, Accipitridae. Gene Ontology annotation, cellular component: cytoplasm; transcription regulator complex; aryl hydrocarbon receptor complex. The record is from RefSeq and is a predicted model, not a curated record. Gene Ontology annotation, molecular function: DNA-binding transcription factor activity, RNA polymerase II-specific; protein dimerization activity; RNA polymerase II cis-regulatory region sequence-specific DNA binding. The transcript is spliced from 19 exons.
CAUCCCUCCUCCCCUCUUGCAUUUGUCUUAAUUCUUCUCAGAGACAAGAUGGCAACGCCGGCGGCGGUAAACCCUCCCGAAAUGGCAUCAGAUAUUCCUGGCUCGGUGGCCUUGCCGGUGGCGCCAAUGGCAAGUGGACAAGUGAGAAUGGCAGGAUCAAUGCCUUCCAGAGGAGGAAAGCGGCGCUCUGGAAUGGACUUUGAUGAUGAAGAUGGAGAGGGGCCCAGCAAAUUUUCAAGGGAGAAUCAUAGUGAAAUUGAGAGACGCAGGAGAAAUAAGAUGACACAGUACAUCACCGAACUGUCUGAUAUGGUACCCACUUGUAGCGCAUUGGCUCGUAAGCCUGACAAGUUGACAAUUCUUCGGAUGGCAGUUUCACACAUGAAAUCGAUGAGAGGCACUGGAAACAAAUCUACUGAUGGAGCUUACAAGCCUUCAUUUCUUACAGAACAGGAACUGAAACAUCUUAUCCUGGAGGCUGCAGAUGGGUUCCUGUUUGUAGUUGCAGCUGAGACAGGAAGAGUGAUCUACGUAUCAGACUCUGUGACUCCUGUGCUGAACCAGCCACAGUCUGAAUGGUUUGGCAGCACUUUGUAUGAACAGGUUCAUCCAGAUGACGUGGAAAAGCUGCGAGAGCAACUGUGUACAUCCGAAAACUCUAUGACAGGGCGAAUCCUGGACUUGAAGACUGGAACAGUGAAGAAAGAGGGUCAGCAGUCCUCAAUGAGAAUGUGCAUGGGAUCAAGGCGCUCUUUCAUUUGCAGAAUGAGGUGUGGAAAUGCUCCUCUGGAUCAUUUACCUCUGAACAGAAUAACCACCAUGAGAAAAAGAUACAGGAAUGGCCUUGGCCCAGUAAAAGAAGGCGAAGCACAGUAUGCUGUUGUCCAUUGCACUGGCUAUAUCAAGGCUUGGCCACCAGCAGGAAUGACUAUACCAGAAGAAGACGCUGAUGUGGGACAAGGUAGUAAAUAUUGCCUCGUGGCAAUAGGAAGGCUUCAGGUAACUAGCUCUCCAGUGUGCAUGGACAUGAAUGGCAUGUCGGUCCCAACUGAGUUUUUGUCUAGACACAAUUCUGAUGGAGUCAUCACCUUUGUCGACCCAAGGUGCAUCAGCGUCAUUGGCUACCAGCCCCAGGAUCUUCUGGGGAAAGAUAUUUUAGAAUUCUGCCAUCCUGAAGAUCAAAGCCAUCUGAGGGAGAGUUUCCAACAGGUUGUAAAACUGAAAGGUCAAGUCCUGUCUGUGAUGUAUCGUUUUCGUACCAAAAACCGGGAAUGGAUGCUGAUCAGAACCAGCAGCUUCACGUUUCAGAAUCCUUAUUCCGAUGAGAUUGAAUACAUCAUCUGCACCAACACUAAUGUAAAACAACUUCAGCAGCAGCAAGCAGAACUUGAAGUACAUCAAAGAGAUGGGCUGUCAUCCUAUGACUUAUCUCAGGUGCCUGUUCCAAGUAUACCAGCUAAUGUUCAUGAGGGUGGAAAGUCUGUGGAAAAGCCUGAUGCUAUCUUCUCCCAGGAGAGAGAUCCUAGAUUUGCUGAGAUGUUUGCUGGAAUAACUGCUUCAGAUAAAAAAAUGAUGGCCUCGGCAUCCACAGCAGGAAACCAGCAGCUUUACUCACAGGGAAGCCCAUUUCAGCCAGGACAUUCGGGAAAGACUUUCAGUUCAUCUGUGGUACAUGUGCCUGGUGUGAACGACAUCCAGUCUUCUUCAUCAACAGGCCAGAAUCUGACACAGAUAUCUCGCCAGCUAAAUCAGAGUCAGGUUGCCUGGACAGGAAAUCGCCCACCAUUUCCAGGACAGCAAAUUCCGUCUCAGUCUGGCAAGGCUCAGUCAUCGCCCUUUGGGAUUGGAACAAGUCACACCUACCCAGCCGAUCCGUCAUCAUACAGUCCCCUUUCCAGCCCAGCCACCUCUUCUCCAAGUGGGAAUGCCUACUCCAGCUUAGCAAACCGAAGUGCAGGGUUUGCUGAAGGUGGCCAGAGCAGCGGCCAGUUCCAGGGGAGACCUUCCGAAGUCUGGUCCCAGUGGCAGAGCCAACAUCACAACCAGCAAAGCGGCGACCAGCAUUCACACCCACAGCCCAGUCAGACGGAGGUGUUCCAGGACAUGCUGCCAAUGCCGGGGGAUCCAACGCAGGGUACUGGCAAUUACAACAUUGAAGAUUUUGCUGACCUUGGCAUGUUUCCACCAUUUUCUGAGUAGCUUGCGAAGCAGAAAUGGAAGUUCUUCUCCAAGGCCGUUUCAGUGUAAUUUUGGCUCUGCUUUUUCUGUGUUGCAUUUCUGUAGAAGCUACUAAACCAGAAGACACAUUUCUCAUGUUUCAGAUAGUGGUGUAGGGCUUGCUCUCUCCUCCUUGGGGUGCAUCAGUACCGACAGAGGAGCUCCAGCACUUGCUAGUGUUCAUUGACAGCUCCUUUUUUUUUAUUUUUUUUUUUAUUUUAUUGUCAUCUACCUCAGAGAUGAAAAACUUCGCUUGAUUUAAAAAAAAAAAAUCUCUGAGUCUUAAAUAUUUGAAUGUGAAUGAUACCUAAUACUUCCUUUGAAUGGUAAUU